UAGUAAUGGCGUCGUGAAAGAAUCAAAAGACCAAAUUUCACGAGAAUAGUAUUAGUUAGACUUAGGAUAAAUUGUGAAUGAUAUUGGCAAGUUAACAUGUCAGUUGCAUUAGCAUCACCCAGGCAUGUAUUUGGCUUUAAAUCAGAUGUGUCCAGCAAUGUCUGGUACCUUGAUGAACAAACUAUCGUUUAUCCAUCUGGUUCAAAUUGUGUUUUGUACAAUAUUGACCAGAAAUCUCAAAAAUUUAUUCCUGGUAGUGACAAUAGCUAUGGCAUGACAGCCUUGGCUGUCAGUCCAAAUCGACGGUAUGUUGCAAUUGCUGAAAAGGGUGAAAAACCAACAAUUUCCAUUUAUGAUUUACACUCACUUAGAAAAAGAAAGGUUUUGUCAACACCAGACUGUCAGUCUUCAGAAUUUGUUAGUAUAGCAUUUUCUCCAGACUCUAAGUACCUAAUUACUCAAGGUGGUCGCCCAGACUGGACUUUGCUGUACUGGACUUGGGAAAAGGCAAAAGUACUGGCCUUUACGAAGUCAACAAAUCAACAGAAUAGCCCAAUAUAUCAGGUGACCUUCAAUCCUCAAGAUAACACACAAGUUUGUGUUACAGGACAUGGAAUUUUUAAGCUUUUUCGAUACAGUGAGAGCUCAUUAAAACAGUUUGCUUUUCAUAAAGCAGACAUACAUAAACAUUAUUUAUGCCAAGCAUGGCUAAACGAAGAACGAUUGUUGAUUGGCAUAGACACAGGAAAGAUUUUGUUGUUUGAAGGUGGUGAACUAAAGGGCGAUUUUAUAGCUGUUUCUAGGAGUGAUGUUGAAAGCAAAAGUAACUCACAAUUAGUAGGAAGAGUGAGCAGCACAAGUAUUCCAGAAAUUACAUCAACCUACAACACGUCUUUGGCAGUUACCUCUAUCACAUGUUAUUCUAAAGGCUUUGUGUGUUCAGCCGGUCAUGGAGCUGUACAUAUGUUUGAAAAAUCAGAAGACAAAGAGCUGUAUAAGAAGACAAAAGAGAUUCGUAUCCCUGUCGAUCCUCAAAGCACUGAUCCAAUGCUGGCAUCAAAUCAAAUAAUUACAGCAGUUGCGUUAAGUCCUUCUGAAGAGACAGUUGUAGGAAGCACUAAAAGCAACCAACUUUAUUCAAUUGCUUUAUCUUCAGCAGACCUUGGAAAGCAAGGCGAUUUAGCGGUGUUUGAAGUGCUGUCACAAAGUUUUCACCACAGUCAGAUUACAGGUUUAGAUAUGUGCAUACGAAAGCCACUGAUUGCAACUUGUAGUGUCGAUAAAAGCAUAAGAAUAUGGAACUUUGAAGCAAAUUCUUUGGAGUCAUACAAAGAAUUUCAAGAAGAAGCAUACAGUAUUUCACUACACCCCUCUGGCUUGUACAUUCUUGUCGGAUUCAGUGACAAACUAAGGUUAAUGAAUUUACUCAUUGAUGACAUCAGGUCGUUUAAAGAGUUUACAAUCCGUGGCUGCAGAGAGUGUUGUUUUAGUAAUGGUGGUCACAUGUUUGCAGCUGUGCAUGGCAACGUCAUUCAGCUCUACUCUUCGUCAACAUUUGAAAAUAUUGGAAACUUGAAAGGACACAAUGGAAAAGUGCGUUGUAUUCGAUGGAGCACAGACGAUUCUAAGUUGGUUUCUUGUGGCAUGGAUGGAGCGAUCUAUGAAUGGAACAUGUUUACGUUCAAGCGUGAGGGGGAGAGCGUAUUGAAAUCGUGCAGCUACACAGGUAUUUCGAUUUCACCUGACAAUCGCACCAUCUAUGCUGUUGGCUCGGAUAAAAGCAUCAAAGAAAUAUGUGACGGCCAGAUUCUUCGAGAUGUGCCAUCAAACGGGUGUGUUCUCACUCAAGUUGCACUCUCCCGGUCUGGUCGAAUGUUAUUUGCUGGAACAAGCAGUGGCACAUUGCGUUCGUUCAAAUUCCCAUUAACCUCUCCGGGUGAGUGGCAAGAACACCAAGCACAUGCUGGUGCUAUAACAAAGAUGAAAAUUUCAUACGACGAUCAAUACCUUGUCUCUGUUAGCGAAGACGCAUGCUUGUUUGUUCAUAAGAUCACCGAUAAAGAAGGAAGGGGUAAACGAGACAGAGACGUUCCAUAUGCAGAAGAAAUCCUAAUCACUCGUUCCGAUCUUGAAGAGAAGAAUUCAAUCAUGACAGAGCUCAAAACACGUGUGGAGGAGUUAAAGAUGGAGAACGAGUACCAGCUUCGCUUAAAAGACAUGAACUACAACGAGAAAAUCAAAGAGCUCACCGAGAAAUUUAUUCAAGAAAUGGAAUCUCUCAAGACAAAAAAUCAAGUACUGAAAACUGAUAAAGAUAAAGAGGCUGCGAAACAUGAGGAAGAGUUAUCUGAGACGAUGGAUGUUCACUCUAAAGAGAUGGAGGAUAUCGAAGCAGCCAACAACAAAAAACUUAUGUCUGAAUACGAGAAGUAUCAAGAACUGCAGACGAAGAGUCAACGAAUGCAAGAAGACUUCGAGAAACAACUUCAAGAAAUGGAAGGAGCUAAAGAGCAUGCGCUGGAAGAACUCACUGAAUACUAUGAAAAGAAACUUCAAGAUAAGACUUCUCAUUUGGAAGAAGCGAGCGAAGAAUCUCGCCAGCAGUUGCGAGAAUAUGAAGAAACAAAGAAACAAAUUGAAGAAGACGCCGAUCGUGAAAUACUGGACAUCAAGAAUAAAUAUGAACGAAAACUGCGAGAAGAAAAAGAAGCAAAUUUGCGAUUAAAAGGUGAAACAGGGAUCAUGCGCAGAAAAUUUACAAGCUUACAGAAGGAGAUUGAAGAACACAAAACAGAAAUUCAAAGAUUGCACGGAGAAGAGACUAAACUGCACGGUAUUAUUAAAUCGCUGGAGAAAGACAUCUACGGUUUGAAGAAAGAAAUUCAAGAACGGGACGAAACGAUUCAAGACAAGGAAAAACGAAUUUACGACUUGAAGAAGAAAAACCAGGAACUGGAAAAGUUUAAAUUUGUGUUAGAUUACAAAAUCAAAGAGUUGAAGAAACAAAUCGAACCCCGCGAGAAUGACAUCAAGGCUAUGAAAGAACAAAUACAGGAGAUGGAGAGCGAGUUGGAACGUUUUCAUAAACAGAACACUGGACUCGAACUAAACAUUGCCGAGUUGAGGUUAAAACUAAAAGCUACAGAGAAAAAACUCUACCAAGAAAGACAGAGAGUACACGAUAUCGAAGCUGUGGUGAAACGUUUCAAAACGGACUUACACAAUGCUGCUGGUUUUAUACAAGACCCGAAAAAGUUGAAAGAUCACGUGAAAGAGUUGUACGGGAAAUAUGGCAACAAUGAUACGCCUGAACAAGCGAGUGUGGACGCCGACAUACAGAAAGAAUACGCGAGACAGCGAGAACAUUUAGAAAGGAGCGUGUCAUCUUUGCGAAAGAAACUCGCUAAAGACACAGAAAUACAUCAAGCUGAUAACGUUAGAGUUAUGCAGGAAAACGUUACGCUUAUCAAAGAAAUUAACGAUUUACGCCGCGAGUUAAAAACAGCACGGACACAAGUUCACGAUUUAGAAGCAACGAUGCACCUGAUGCGAAAACACCAACACGGUGGAGGACAAUUUGGAAACGAGGAUACACAAAGGAUUAAUGAAAGUGCUAUUGAGGCGCGAAAGUUAAUUGAUUUACAAAAACAAGAGAUGAGACGACUUAGAGCUCAAAUCGUUGACCUGGAAGCGAAAGUAGCAGAACGCCCUUCUUCGGGCGGAAAGUUGCCGCCAUUACAGAAAAUUUCGAUUUAAUUUGUAAAUACAGAGAAAUGUAAUAUAAUUAUUGGUCAUGUUAUUUUUUAUAAAACUUUAAAUAUAUUAAUACCAAACAUCA
Messenger RNA from Hydractinia symbiolongicarpus, 3838 nucleotides. RefSeq names its product cilia- and flagella-associated protein 57-like. The coding region runs from base 97 to 3756 and encodes 1219 amino acids. NCBI's taxonomy places the organism in Eukaryota, Metazoa, Cnidaria, Hydrozoa, Anthoathecata, Hydractiniidae. The record is from RefSeq and is a predicted model, not a curated record. The transcript is spliced from 19 exons. Gene Ontology annotation, molecular function: protein binding.